AUGGUCACAUCCCGCUCGCAGUCUCGUGCGGCGCGGAGAGAGGACGAGGUUAACGAAGAUAAUGCAAGCCACGCCUAUGUUUCUCCAGGGAAGAAGAGGAAAUUGAGGAGUGCGGGGAACAACGCGGAGGACGAAGAGGAAGUGAUUGCAACACCCAGCGCAACGAAGAAACGGAAGACUUUACCAGUCAGGGAGAAGGACUCGAGUCCGGCUGUUGCGAAGACGAUUCCAGUGGUAGAGAUUCCUGCGAAGAAGAUUAUACCCGAGCCAGAAGUUCAGGGUGGAAGUCAGGCGAAGCCUAUUGAGAUUGAGGAUGAUGUGGAGGAGAGGAGUGAUGAGGAUGUGAGCGAGGAGGCGGUGGCGGAGGAGGGGAAGAGCGAGGAACCAGAAAAGGUUGAAGUCAACACCAAGACCAAGCAUAAGAAAUUUGGCAGUGAAGAACCGGAGCCAGAGUUCUUCUCAACGGCGAGAGAGGAGCCUGAUGUUGCCGAGGAGAUUGCGGAUAGUGAGGAAGGUAGCAACAGUGAAGAUGAUGCUCCAGAAGCCAUUGGGAUCCAGGAUGCUGCUAAGGAGAUCAAGUCGAAGGAAAGGGAUACAGCCAAAGCCGUCAAAGACCAACUAUCCGCCUCCCGCAAAAAGCGCAAAGAACGAGACGAAAUUCUCAAGAAACAGUCCUCCAAAAGCAAGAAGCGACAACCAGUCACAACUACGGCUGCACCAGAACAAUCUUCCGACUCAGACAAUGACGCACCAUCUCCCUCUUCACAACCAGAAAACAUCCAAAUCCCCACCCAUGCGCUCACAAGCCGCUCCGCCCUCCCAUCCUUCCUCCCGGCCGAAUACCUCGAAGACGACGACGAUGAGGACGCCCAAGCUCUCGUACCCUUCUCAGACGAAAUUACCAUCAUCAAGAAGAAAGCCAAGAAGACGAAAUUCAUCGAUGCAGCGUUGAAAGAGCCGAAGGAUAGGAGAGUGGGUAAGACGACGUAUCGGGUUGCGAAGAGGCAGAGUACGAAGUUAGCUCCGAAGUCGAGCUUCUCAGCGAGGUCAACGAAGGAGGCAUGGUUGCAGGGGAGGACUGGGGGGAAGGUCGAUCCGAGUAGGAGGGCCUUUGGGAAGGCGUUUGGGAGGAGGUGA
Molecule: messenger RNA, 1137 nt
Organism: Cadophora gregata
Lineage: Eukaryota; Fungi; Ascomycota; Leotiomycetes; Helotiales; Ploettnerulaceae
Exons: 2
Coding region: 1-1137 (378 amino acids)
Biological process (GO): rRNA processing
Molecular function (GO): snoRNA binding
Source: RefSeq, a predicted model, not a curated record